Molecule: messenger RNA, 1382 nt
Organism: Cucumis melo (muskmelon)
Lineage: Eukaryota; Viridiplantae; Streptophyta; Magnoliopsida; Cucurbitales; Cucurbitaceae
Product: GDSL esterase/lipase At5g03610
Exons: 5
Coding region: 106-1215 (369 amino acids)
Molecular function (GO): hydrolase activity, acting on ester bonds
Source: RefSeq, a predicted model, not a curated record
AAACACUCCCCAUUUUUCCAAACUCCAUAAAACAAAUUGCCAAAAAAAAAAAAAAAAAACUUCAAACUUCAAAGAGAUUCCAAUUCCAAGUCUAAGCUUCCUUUAAUGGACUCCAAAAAGCUCCUCUCUCUCUAUCUCCUCUGCUUCUCUCUCCUCCCAGAAUUAUAUGGGGUGGUUUGGGUGUCGGCCGGUGGGGGCGCCCACCGUGAGCAGCGGAGGAGUCAGAGUCUUGGAGGUGGAGAGUUGUCGGAUUCCAAUCCUAGGAAGAUGUUUGUGUUUGGCGAUUCUUACGUGGACACCGGAAACAACCGGAAACCGGCGGCCAAAUCUUGGCAGUAUCCCUAUGGAAUUACUUUUCCCGGUAAACCCACCGGCCGUUUCUCCGAUGGCCGUGUUUUAACCGACUACUUAGCCAAGUAUCUGAAGGUGAAGUCUCCGAUACCGUACAAAUGGCGGAAAGUAGGGUUCGGACUAGGACAGUUGAAAUACGGUAUGAACUUCGCGUACGGCGGGACCGGUGUGUUCAAUACGUUUGUAACGAGCCCUAACAUGAGCACUCAGAUCGAUUUUCUCCAACAGUUGGUCGGCGAAUCGACCUUCACCGGCCGUGACUUGCUGUCCUCUGUGGCGCUCGUCUCUCUCGCCGGCAACGAUUACAGUGUCUACCAAGCCACUAAUGGAUCUCCUCAGGGCUGGCAGCCAUUUAUAACGAAAGUGGUGAAUCAGCUAGAGGUGAACCUGAGGCGCAUCCAUGGGUUGGGGGUCCCAAAGAUAGUGGUGACAGCUCUUGAGCCAUUGGGCUGCCUUCCCAGCACCACAGUUGCAUCCUCCUUCCAACAGUGUAAUUCAACUCAGAAUCAACUUGUCAACUUCCACAAUCUACUGUUGCAGCAAUCUGUGGCUAAACUCAACUCUGAAGUCAAAGAUCCCUCUGCAUCCACUUUCAUCCUUCUUGAUCUUUAUUCCUCUUUCAUGGCUGCUCUCAACAACAAAGUAGAUCAACUUGGGAAUGUGAAGUUUGAGAACCCAAUGAAGCCGUGUUGCGUGGGAAUAAGCAGCGAGUAUGCGUGUGGGAGUGUGGGUGCGAAUGGGGAGAAGAAGUACACGAUAUGUGAAGAUCCAGGAGCUGCGUUCUUCUGGGAUGAAGUGCAUCCUACUCAGUAUGGCUGGUAUGCUGUGUACUCUGCAUUGCAAGCCAAUCUAAAACAGCUUUAAGCUUUAAAAAUUACUUAGAGACAUUAGAGAUCAGAUAAGUGACCUCCCAAUUUGACAAGACAUUUCAUUCAUUCAAUGAUCAUCUGUCAUGUAAUUUUCAAAAUAAUAUUUUGGCAUAGUCUCUUUGCCUGUGCUCUCUGAUUUGCUUGUAUGUAUUCAUUUCUCUA